AUUUUGGCGGGCGAGAGUCCACUCAACACUGUUUUUCACUCUCUAGGGUUUUUGCGUUCACUGAGUAAAACAUGGCCUCAUCAGCUCGGAUUUUCGGCAAGGGCUGCCGGAUUCUGAUGGCCGCCGCGAAGAGCUCCGCAGCCUCGAGCUCAGCAGCUACGACUGCCCCGAAAGGCAGAGGCCGUCCGAAUGGAAUUCUGAAGCCGAUCAAGGUCUCCCCGGCUCUCGAGAAGUUCUUAGGUGCCCCUGAGGCCUCUCGCACUGACGCCGUCAAGAAAGUCUGGGAAUACAUCAAAGCCCAUAAUCUUCAGAAUCCCGCAAACAAGAAAGAGAUAAAUUGCGACGAGAAGUUGAAGACUAUAUUCAGUGGCAAGGACAAAGUCGGGUUUCUCGAGAUUGCUAAGCUGCUAACCCAGCAUUUUCCCAAGGCCACUUAAACUCGCCAUGUACAUGUGCUGAAGAGUAGGGGUCCUAGGGUACAAGGGAGCCUAUUAGUUUUGGAUGAUCACUUGUAACCCUUGAAGUGGGCUAUUACCUUUGUUCUGGAUUUGCUCCGCGUUUUUUGUUAACAGCAUAGGACUCUCUGAUUGUGAGCGUUGAAUCGCCAUGGAUGCUUGAUUAUGUGCCCAUCUUAAUGACAACGCAAUUUCAAGUAGCACAUUUCUUGCUAUUUGAAUUGUGUUGGUUGAUUUGGAUUGAACUUUGCAUUGUUCUUGCUUGUGGAAUCAUGAAGCUCAAGGCUGAUAGCCACCCUUCCUGCACCAAAAGAUGAAAUCUGGUUCAUUGCCCUCAGUUUCUUACUCUUUCGGAAAUAGGUGUUCAGUUAAACUUGUAGGCAAAUGUGUCAUGUAGAUUUUUUAAUAUAAAUAUAUAGCGAAUAUUUUUAAGUU
This is a messenger RNA of Ipomoea triloba (trilobed morning glory), 890 nucleotides long. RefSeq names its product protein TRI1-like. The transcript has 2 exons. The coding region runs from base 72 to 437 and encodes 121 amino acids. NCBI's taxonomy places the organism in Eukaryota, Viridiplantae, Streptophyta, Magnoliopsida, Solanales, Convolvulaceae. The record is from RefSeq and is a predicted model, not a curated record. Gene Ontology annotation, cellular component: nucleus.